Messenger RNA from Lutzomyia longipalpis, 2527 nucleotides. RefSeq names its product DDB1- and CUL4-associated factor 8. Gene Ontology annotation, molecular function: protein binding. Lineage: Eukaryota; Metazoa; Arthropoda; Insecta; Diptera; Psychodidae. The record is from RefSeq and is a predicted model, not a curated record. The coding region runs from base 99 to 2246 and encodes 715 amino acids. The transcript is spliced from 5 exons. Gene Ontology annotation, cellular component: Cul4-RING E3 ubiquitin ligase complex; cytoplasm.
GGCAUACUAUUGUUUUGAUAGACAGAUGUUUUGAUUCGCGCAGAGCAAAGAACUUUGACAGAAAAUCGACUAAUAAAAAAAUUCCCACAAAGUGAAAAAUGGACGAAAAAGCUGGAGAAAGUCUCUCUGGAGAUGAAAUGCAGGAUCUCCAGAAUCCCAAGAGGACACGCUUCAGUGACACAGACGUCGACAGGGCUGAGCAGAGCACAGAGGGGCACAGUGGAGGUGCGUGUGCUGCGUUGGAGGCAUCUGGAGGGGCCAGGAGCAGUCAGGUGGAUAGUGGGAGUGAGGCCAAUGACGCAGGUGAAGCCUCGACCUCCACAGCUGUGUCAUCCGUGAGUUCAUCCUCGAAAUUUGCAGCCGUUGGCACGAGUGAGGAUAGCGGACGAUGCGCCAGUGGUUCCGGAACGAGUACAGCUGCAGCUGAGGCCGAAGCGAGGCCCGCAAAGUCGCCCACCGUGGCGAAGACAAAGCACGCAAACAGAAAUUAUCGCUCUCCGAGGUUUCGUUCAUUUGUCGGCUCCUUCUGCUCCCCAACACCCUCAUCGUCGGACGACGACGAGGGCACCACAACGUUCCGGCAGCGUUUUGUAGAGCGCAAAGAACGCCGAGAGCGUGAAUCCAGCCCCGUGCGUGAGGCUCGGAUGGAUGUGGAUGCCCUGAGUAGUGAUCAGGAGCAGAGAUCUGUGAGAACUAGUGCCUCGAGAAGCUCAUCAUCGUCCCCAUCGCUCUUUGGGCGGAGCCUCUUCCAGCAAUCGGACUACACGGACAAUAAUGACGCCAACAACGACGUCUACAGUUCCCAGUCGUCGGUACAGUCACACGAAUACGCCAUCUCAGACGACAAGGCGGAAUUCCUGACGUGGCCUAAGCCCCCACACACAUGGUGCUCAAUCCCCGAGCUUAUCUACCGCCAGCAAGGGCUAACAGGGCGCGGUAGACAAACCCUCGCUGGACGCUCCACGCAGAUGUUUGAACGGCGCUUCGGGGGCUCCCGUCAUGCCGUUGAGCGUCUGGAACUCAUGAAAAAGCUCACUGAGCACGAGGGCUGUGUCAAUUGCCUCAACUUCAAUCGCUCCGGCAAUCUCCUUGUUUCCGGCUCUGAUGAUCUCAAGAUCAUCCUGUGGAAAUGGUCAUCCCCAGAUGAGAAAACCUUCAGCUUCGACAGUGGUCACACAUCAAAUGUGUUCCAGACCAAGUUCAUGGAGCUGGGGAAUUUGCACAUUAUCUCCAGUGCCAGGGAUGGCACGGUGCGACACCACGAAGUGCCUCCGGGGAGUGACAAACCCAUCAGUACGUUGCUCAUCAAACACUUGGGACCCGUUCAUAAGGUCGCCUUGCCGGCUACGUCACCAUUUGAAAUUCUAUCAGCUGGAGAGGAUGGAAAUGUGAUCAGAUGCGACCUGCGGGAUGGAAAUAAGCGAGAAAAGCUCGUGACAAUUAAAGCCCACAAUCGUCGCGUUCAGCUUUACAGCAUUUCUUCCCAUCCGAUUAAUCAAGAAUUCUGCGUGUGUGGACGCGAUCAGUUUGUCCGUGUAUACGAUCGCCGCAAUGCAAAGAAUGCUGUAAAAAUUCUAAGUCCUGAACAUCUGGCCAAUAAGAAGCCCUUCACAAUUUACAUAACGUGCGCCGUCUACAAUUGGAUUGGCACGGAAAUCCUUGCGUCCUAUAGCGAUGAAGAUGUCUACUUGUUUGACAACAAAUACCAAACACCUGGAUCAUAUCUGCACAAAUACCAGGGACAUGAUAAUAGCUCCACAAUUAAGGGUGUUAAUUUCUUUGGGUCACGUUCGGAGUUUGUUAUGAGCGGAAGUGACUGUGGGAAUUGCUUCUUCUGGGAUAAGAAUACUGAGACUAUUGUGCAGUGGAUGCCGGGUGAUGAGACUGGGGUUGUCAAUGUGCUCGAACCCCAUCCAACCUUCCCAAUUCUUGCCACCUCGGGCCUUGAUCAUGAUAUCAAAGUUUGGAUGCCAUCUAAUGAGAAUGAGCCAAAGCUCGAGGGGCUGAAGAAAUGUGUCCACCGCAAUCUAACAUGUCGCAAUGUUGUUGGUGAGGAUAUCUUCGAUGAUCGCAUGAUAACAUUCUUCGUGAGGCAAUGCCUGAGGAAUCGUCGUGAACGUGAUCCAAACUACUGUCCAAAUGUCAGUGAGUUGGCCUCGUCAUCGGAUAGCGAUGAUGACAUUCAAAAUUUGGGCAGUGAUCUGGAUCCGGACAAUUUGCGCUCACUCCCAUGUGCUCCAUCCUAGGAGAUGUGACAGCAUCCUUCCAGCACCCGUUGCAGUGAUCACAACGCACGCAGUUUCUUAUAGAUGAAUCGUCCUGUGUCUAUUAAUCUCCUUGUUUUAUCUCCCUCCCUCCCCCUUCUUGUCCUCCUCUUUGCUAAUCUCGAAAGAGAGUUGAAAAAAAUUAUUGAUAUAAUCCAUAUGAGUACAUGCAUAUAACUCAAAUUCCUACACAGAUGUUUAUAUAUACAUAUGUAGUCAACUGUGGGCUAAUAAAUCGAUUUAUUCACGGGGUAGCAACGAAA